GCAGACUGAACUUUUACCCCAGCAAGCUGUUAGAGAUUUCUUUCUAACCGGUAACAAGACACAGUUGCUUCCGAAGAAUGGAACAGAAUAACAGCCAGCCAGUGGAUGACUUUUCCUUCAAUGUUUUCUCAGUAACCCCUUAUCAAAGCAAUAGGCACGAUACACAGGUGUCAGAUGGCGACAAAGCAGGGGCUACUUUGCUGUUUUCUGGAAUUUUUUUGGGACUGGUUGGUAUCACCUUCACAGUGAUGGGGUGGAUAAGACGCGAAGGAUUUGAAAGGUUUGAAUGGACUCAGUUGUUGGGACCUAUUUUGUUGUCAGUGGGUGUGACUUUUGCCCUUAUUUCAGUGUGCAAGUUUAAAAUGCUUUCCUGUAAAUCAUGUAAAAACAGUGAGGAGACAGCACUAGACACAGAGCAGCCUUCUGGAGCACAGUCCUUUGUCUUUACUGGGAUAAAUCAACCUAUCACCUUUCAUGGUGCCACUGUGGUCCAGUACAUCCCUCCUCCCUACACAACUCAAGAUGGUUUUCCAAUGAGUGCCACAUCAGUACCACCAAUUCCCAGUGUGGGAAAUGGAACAACAUCACAACUGUGCCCACCACAGUAUUACAGUAUUUAUCCCAUGGACAACCCAACAUUUCUGGAAGAUGAUUCAUCUCCAAACCCACAAUCCACAAUCAAUGGAUAUGAGAGGGGUCCAGAUGCUGGAGGUCUACCUGAUGACCUCCAUGGAACAAGUAUGCACAGAGAUCCCCCUCCAUUAUAUGAAGAAAUAUUCCCGGAAAGGAAUGAUGAAAAUAGAACUACAACCCAUAAUCUGGCUCAGUUGUGACAGCGGCUUUAUACAGCAUGAAAAAAGUGUCUUGUGUCUUCUUUUAUACACAGCUACCCUUAAAUAUGUCUUAUUUUACACAAUUUUGCACCUAAAUAUGCUCUGAUGUAAUUUCUAUAUACCUACAGUUUUAGUGAAAAGCGAUACCAUUUAUUGGCCAACAUAGAAAAAGUUGUUGAGUCAAAUAAACUUUUGGGACCUCUGGUGUCUAUUCUUUGUCUGACCCCCCCUGAGGUUCUAAGAGAUUAUGUGACUCCACAUCUUUUUUAUGUUGGCCUAUUAAAAGGUGUCAUAUUUUGCUAAAGACUCGUGGACCAACAUGGCUAUAUAACUUUAUGUUACUUAGAAACCAGAAUGAGAAGAAAAUUAAACCCAGCCCCAGGGAAAGAUUA
Molecule: messenger RNA, 1225 nt
Organism: Spea bombifrons (plains spadefoot toad)
Lineage: Eukaryota; Metazoa; Chordata; Amphibia; Anura; Pelobatidae
Gene: TMEM174
Product: transmembrane protein 174
Exons: 3
Coding region: 78-833 (251 amino acids)
Source: RefSeq, a predicted model, not a curated record